This is a messenger RNA of Cetraspora pellucida, 441 nucleotides long. The record is from the annotation of a GenBank genome assembly. NCBI's taxonomy places the organism in Eukaryota, Fungi, Glomeromycota, Glomeromycetes, Diversisporales, Gigasporaceae.
AUGUAUAUCGAACACUUUAUUAGUUCUAUUCCUUCUCAACAUCCAGUUCUUCUAACUCUUAAUGACUACAAGAACCAUAUAAAUUAUACAAGCAUCAAUUUUUGUUACAAAAAUAAAAUUCUUUUAUACACCUUUCCUCCACAUAUGACUCAUAUCCUUCAGUCAUCCAAACUUCCAUUUUCCAAACUAAAAGCUGAAUACAACAAGGUUUGCAAUAAACUUCAUAGUGAGAGUAGUGAAUUAGUAACUAAACACACAUUCAUCAAAAUGUUUGAUCUAGCAUAUAUAAAAACUUACACAUCUAAUAUGAUUAUUAAUCCUAAUACUAUUAAUUCAGAUCAUCUUACUUCCUCUAUAUAUACAGAACAAAUUAAUGUUUUAUCUUCAUUCCAAUCAACUGAUCAAAAACUUCUUUCAAAUGCCAUAUUAUCAUCUUCUUAA